Lucilia sericata (common green bottle fly) is the source of this 2524-nucleotide messenger RNA. RefSeq names its product N-alpha-acetyltransferase 35, NatC auxiliary subunit homolog (gene Naa35). The transcript has 5 exons. Gene Ontology annotation, biological process: N-terminal peptidyl-methionine acetylation. The coding region runs from base 126 to 2462 and encodes 778 amino acids. The record is from RefSeq and is a predicted model, not a curated record. Gene Ontology annotation, cellular component: NatC complex. NCBI's taxonomy places the organism in Eukaryota, Metazoa, Arthropoda, Insecta, Diptera, Calliphoridae.
ACUGUCAAACACAAGGGGUAUCUAUCCCCUGACAAAUUUCUUCGUUGGAUUUUUACUUUUUUUGGAUAAAUUUGGGUUUUUACAAAUAUUUACAAUAAAUUAAAGUUGGGUAUGCUAAAUAAGUUAUGCAUCCAAUUGUAAAUGAACCUGGGUUUCAGGCUGCAACAGCUGCUACUGCCGCUGCUGCUGCUUCCACCGGUAAUGUGCAACUGGCCUCCAUUAUGGAUUCAAUAGAUUCGGAAACAUCCGAAGCUGGUCAGUAUCCAAUGGAGGAUUGUGGUGGCUUUAUGGAUCCAGAAGUUCAACGCAUGAUGCGUACGAAUAAUGAGGACGCCAGUGAAUAUCCCAAGUAUGGUUGGGUCGAUAUAACGCAAAGUUUUAAGUCAGCCUGCGGUGAAUUGAAUUUAGGUGAAUUAGCUCAAGAUAUGCUAUUUGGUUUGUUUGAAGCCAUGUCUGCCAUUGAAAUGAUGGAUCCAAAGAUGGAUGUGGGCAUGGGCUACAAUAAAAAUGACGCCACUCCUCAUACAUUUGAGUCGGCGGUAGAGGCGGGAGUUUUGAAGCUGAAUAAUUUAACAAAUGAAGAGCUUAUUGGCAUCUUUGAUGCUUUAUUCACCUGUAUAGUGUCCUGGCUGGAGGGAAAUUCAAUGGAUCAGGUCUUAUUUACCUGUUUCUAUUUGCAUGCUCCUGCCAAAAUAGAGGAUAAGUCACUGAAGGCAUUCUGCCAUGCUGUUCGACAUUUAAUUAUCCACAUUAAGAACAUUAUUAUAUCAAGCAAUGUCAAUGAAGAAGAAGAUUUUCAACUUUAUGGCAAUUCUUCGCUUUUGGCGCCGGAGGACUCGUUUCAAGCCUCGUUAAUUCAUUCAAUGCUUAAGGAGGCUGAAGAUGAUUUAGUUAGACAGAGCAAGAUGGCUCCUCAGCCUGAAGAUAUCAUGGCGGUAGUUCAUCGUUUGCGUUUUAUGCGUCAUUUUUAUCAAGCCAUUUAUAGUUUGGACUGUGCCAUGGUUAAUAGCAUCGAUGAAGCGGUUAUAAAUGAGAUUUAUAAACAUUUGAAUACUUCUUUGGAAUUGACGCCGCAGAUAAAGAAAACCAUUGACAAAGGCACCCAGCCCAAAGAAGGAUCUGACUCUCCCAAUCCUAUUGGAUUUUCACCCCGUAUUCACGAUCGCAGUCAACCACCUACAUUUCCGCGUAGCGUUAAAAUGCGUGAUAGACCUUCUAGUUUAAUGUUUCUAGAAGAAUUGGUGCAACGUCUUAAAUAUGCCUGCAAAGUUAUACGUAUGCGAGACUACUAUUCAGCUCUGAACUUUUUUAUAGAAUUUAGUCGUAAAUCAGGACAAUGCAUACUUUCGCGCAGUGUACUUCAAGGUCUUUUCAUAUCAAGUCGUCGCUUGAUUUUUGGCACAAUUCCUGUUAAAGAUUUCCUAUGGGACUCUGUGCGAGUGUUUAAUUCACCACCGAUUUUGAAUCCCAAAAAUCCUCUGGCUAUGGAACGUGAUAUUCAGUUGAAUUUGGACUCAUUCUUUCGCUACUGCAUCAGCACAUUUACACAAUUUUUGCGUAUUUGUGGCUUUAAUCGUGCUCGUCAACGUGACAAGUUGGGUAGAUUUAUUGAAAGCUUCGACAGCAUACAAGUCGAAGCAGCACGUCUGGACUCACAUCUCAGCAUGUUGGCCAAUGAGAAAGCUGUUGAGGGAAAUGAACCUGCUGCUACAGCCCUAAAGUUUAGUACCCAGUUUGCAACAUGGGUUCUAUAUAAUUGCUUCAGAGCUAUGAUGCUGUAUUUAAUGUCGGGCUUUGAACUGGAGUUGUAUUCAGUACAUGAAUUUCUGUACAUUUACUGGUAUCCCUAUGAACUGCUCAUAGGCUUUAUCGUAUCGGCUCUGACACGAACUGAGAAAAAUCUAUUGGCCCAAGAGGAAUACGAAAAGGAACAACUGAGCAAAUUGCAAGCCAAAAAUCGCAAUAAGCCCAAGCCUAAAAAGAACAAAAAACAACAACAGAAAUCAUAUCGUCAGGAAAUUUUCUAUUAUCACGCACUAAUGAAUAUGUGUGGUGGCUUUUAUAAGGCCAUGUGUGCCUUAACUAAAGACGGUCGAAUACGUCAACCCAUGCCCAAGUUUGAUAAUGAAGAAAUUCGUUUUAAUCGCCGUUUUGCGCCAUUUGCUAAUUUGACUUCACCACCACCAGUAUCGUAUGAAGAGUUCAAGAGUAUACGGGAACAUAUGAUGAGUCCGCCAUCAUCAGAUAUUUAUGAUUUGGCGGCCAAGCAUUUUGAUCAAGCACGAAAUGCUUUGGAAUCGAUACAAAAUCCUGAACAAGAGAUUCUGGACAUGCUCCAGGUGGCUAAAACCAAUUAUAUUGUAAUGAAUGUUUUGGCGAAAGGACAUCAGAAGGAUACAAAACGUCAACCUGAAUUUGAUUUCUCCAAACAUCGUCAUUUUCCUAUUAUAAAAUUAACCUAAAGCAAAACAAAUUUGUAUUAUAAACAUUUUUAUUGAUUUAUAAUAAAAACACAUUUAAGGGA